CAGGCCUCCACCUCGAUGUACGAUCCGUAACGGAAAGCGGUCCAAAGCAAUACGAAAUGAUCAGCCUCAGCGGGGGACCGGAACCGCAGAUGCAAGUACGAUUCCUCCGCUUUAUCGACGUCAACCGACGACGGACGGACGAGUACGCUCCUGCCAAGUCCGUCGAGCAUCAUCUGCACCUGGCGCUGCGGGUCGGAGUCUAGAUCAACCGGUCCAAAGUGCACGAUGACAUCUGGCUCCGAGGAUGCAGGGUGCAAUUCGCGCGCCUUGCCCUUCCCCUUCCGACUCAAGUGGAUCUCGCCCGAGUGUUUGAACCCCCGUUUUAGGACUUCGAGGAUGUCAGCUGCUGCCGGUCGAGCCGCCGCAUCGACAUAGAAACACAACUCGACCAGAUCCCAGAGUGGCUCUGGCAUCUCUACCUCUGACUUGUCGAGGGGUUUGUCAGGAUAUGGCGAUGUCUGCGCAGAUUUGGAGUCCGACAAGGCCAGGAUCAGCGCG
Molecule: messenger RNA, 498 nt
Organism: Mycena citricolor
Lineage: Eukaryota; Fungi; Basidiomycota; Agaricomycetes; Agaricales; Mycenaceae
Source: the annotation of a GenBank genome assembly